CACGUUAUUAUAUCGUAUUUUGACAGCGAACGGGAAAUUCAUGGGAGACGUCCAUGACGGGAAAUGAUGUCUAAUUCAUAAAUUUGUCGUGUGUUUUACUGUAUUCAGGCAAACUGGCUUGUAUCUACAGUUACUGCCGAACAAUGUUAGCUAUAUCGGGGCUAGAAUCCUGCCCUGCUGCUUCAGCUGCAACUGUGCGUAAUAAUGGGGAGGCUUUGAGAGGAGACGAUGGAGCAAGGAAUAUGGCGACUCUCGUCACCAAUAUAGAAAGCGUCAACACAGAAUCAUCUUCAUCCGACGUGGAUAUUAUUCAAAUUGACGAUAUACAGUGUAGUCCGCGAACUGUCCAUCCUUAUUCCAAUGGGAUUAUAAGUAAAAAUGAAACUGGGACAAGUGUUAAUAAUGUUACCCGAGCGUCUUCAUCACCAGUUACAAAUGUAUCCAAACCUUUCACAGGACCAAGAUUUCGUUUGAUACAUGAGGGCGAAAUUCAAAUAUGUCGGCUUAACCACACCAGAACGAUUGUGAGCAAAAUUAUGAAUUCGCGUUACUUACGGAGAUGGGAAAGUCAUCGUAUUGUGCUCGGCAAAACAGAAAUCCAUUCAACAUUGCCUGUCGGUAUGAUGGAGACAGCUAUCCCAUAUUCCAGUAUUGAAGAUGUUCACAUCAUAUCACGGUGGGAUGCUGGCCAAAAGUUCUGUAUACGUAUCACAAUACAGGAUGGCUCAUUGUUACUGCAGGCCCACAAUUCCCAUCUGCGAGAUCAGUGGCUUCACUCCAUCUGCUGGAAGAAACACAUGUACAAAUGUGAAAACGUUUUGAAGAAUGCCAGAAGACCAGAAGUUCUUGUAAAGGAAAUUAAGAACAUGAUCGACCUAUCUUUGACCACUCCCAUACAGGAUGCCAGUGUAUUCCAGUUUCCACUUGACCUGGUGUCCAACCUUCUACAGGAGAAUGCCGAUUUCAUCACCAGAGUAGCACACGAGAACAUCAUCGUAGCCUUGACACCUCUACUGGAAAACAAUUACCCUACACAGGAAAUAUGUGGCUUCUUCAGCAAGCACUGUAAAAACAGCCCACGCUCCAGUAUUGUCAUAGAACUCUUCACUCCAGUUGUCAUGAGGAUUAUGAAACACAACACAGAUUUUGGAAAGUAUCCACGAAUGAGAGGAUUCGUACAAGAGUACAUCCAGGCCUUAAAUUGUCAAAACGAUGGUUUCAACGUUGUACAAAACUUUGUCAGAAGUAUGCAUGGUCCAUCGAGUACAUGUCCACAUCCUCGUGUCCUGCCAAACAUGGUUGCUGUAUGUCUGGCUGCAAUCUACACCUGUUAUGAAGAUAAGAGAAAUGCUAUGCAGAGCAACACCACCAUUAUCUUGGAUAAACAGGAAUGGGAGAUGAAAUUACUAUGUUAUAUUGGAAUCCUGGAAACACUGUCUUCUUACUCGGACUGGAGACUGGUCCUUGGUAGCCUGCUACAACCAAUUCCAUUUCCUAACGAUGCCCUUGCUCACGAGCUGUUCACUUCAAAAAUGAAGCCUGUCCUGCAGAACAUAGCUGAAGAUGAUCACUGUGAUGUUCACCAAACCAUUCUUGGAAUCCGUGAUGGCAAGGAGGGCUGGUUUCAUGUGUACACACCAGGAAGUUUAGCCUGUGAUGAUGAGGGCAAGCUGUGGGGAGCCAUGCUGAAUUCCCUGAUACAUUGCUGUUGUAAAAGAAAGAAGUUUUUGAACGGCCUCAACAAGAUGGUAGGACCCAUCAUGCUGUUAGCCUUGCGAGAGAACGAGGCAGCCAUGGAGGUAUUGUGUGCGAUGUUGGAGUUUGAUGUGGUAGAGAGCAAUGAUAUGAAGAUGCAGAUGGUAACGACUCUGCAAAGUACUAAUGUGGGGAAGCGUAUGUACGCGCAACUGUGUGAAAGGCAGAUUGCCCUCAGGGAGUUGCAACAAAAAGGAGGCCCUAAAAAGCUCACCCUGCCAUCAAAAUCAACGGAUGCUGAUCUGGCCAAGAUGCUAAGUUCUGGGUCCUUUGGAAACCUUGAGUGCCUCAGUCUGGCCUUCACGCAUGUCACAAGUGCGUGUGCUAAUGAUCUGAUCAAAUUACCAUCGUUACGUUACCUCAACUUGUGGUCUACACAGUUUGGUGACGCAGGUCUACAAAUGAUAUCAGAGUACCUUCAAAAGUUACAAGUGCUGAACCUAUGUGAGACUCCAGUCACUGACAAAAGCCUCAUAUGUUUGUCUGCCUUGAAAAACCUACGCAAACUGAACCUGAACAGUACAAGUUUGUCAGCAUUGACAUUUGAAGGGUUAAAGACAAAACUUCCUGCCCUGCAGGAGUGUGAUGUGCGUUACACUGAUGCCUGGUCUCUGUAGGAAGGGUAUACUGGAAGUCUUUCUUUUCACGGAUUUUUCACACCAAAUUCAAGAGUGAACGACCUACAUCUGUGGAUCUACUUUUCUUCUAGGUGUCGUGGUUGACAGCUAGUGUUUCUAGAGCUACCGUUCAUGCUGUUUCUGGUAUCUUUGUUUCCUUGAAUUGGAAAAUUCUUGAAUGUGUGUAUAUGUACGUGUUCAGGACUCAGCCGACAGAAUCUAUGGACCAACUCCUACAAACAGUGACUUCUGCAAGUCAAGUCUGGAUAUAUGUACAAAGUCCAGGUGAAGAGUUGCUCUUUGACUUUAAUUUCUUAUCCUUUGGAUGUAAGAGGAUUUCUGACCACUAAAGUGCUUUCAGCUGUUGAGAAUGAACUAUGAUGUCAAAGGGAUGGCAACUCAUGUCUAAUUUCCAGUUCAGUCUUAUGAUAUAAUGUGCGUAGCGGGGAAAACCAAGCCUUUGUUGUCAACGACUACAAUGCACGCAAAGGAAACCAUAUAUGGUCAUCAUUUCAGAUGUGGAAUACUAAGUAAUGUCGUAAGAUGCUGAUUCCUAAUGUAAAGUGAAGAACUGAGUUUAGAAGUGACCACCAAUUAAGUAAUUAAAUAAAGUGAACUUUACUUCAUCGUUUCCACAAUCUCUCUGUCACGAUCAGGGUCACUGACCCAAUAGAGGUCAAGUCUAUUUAUAGUCGUCAUGACCUGUGUUUAUAGCGAAAAUCCUUGGGACGGUGCCCAGUGAGAAGCACCACAAUGCAGAUGAUGUUGUACAUAGUGUUGAUAAAUGUCUCUCAGACUGACAUUUAUGGUAUUGUCCUGGAUGUAUUUAUGUUUUGCUCUCAAAGAGUUACCAAAAUUUCUGACGAUGACGAUGCUGUCAUCUUUGUUGUAUUAUUGUCUACCCCAAGUCAUCUGUCAUGUCAUCAGUCAUUCAUGUCUGUCUGUCUGUCCAAAGUGAGAAGUGUCAUCAAAUCGUGUCUCACAUGCCUUUAUCUGUUCACGUAACUUGUGUCUCUGUCAUUCAUCUGCCCUCAGUAACCAUCUUGUUUGUAUAACAUAGAUUUUUUAUUCAUGAUCAGGAAGGCAAUGUAGACAGGUUAUAACAAUGAUCAGGUUAGGUGUCCAAAUUUUUUUUUUUUUUUCGUUUUUGGUCAAAUAGAUCCUGGAGUAAUGUCAUGACCGAGUAUAGAAGACAAAUACACACAAAGAAAAGCUGUACGAGGGGAGAUAACCCUUGUGGAAUUAGACUUCAAGAGUUUUAUAAAUGUUAGGGUGACUGGAUUAUGAAAUAAUUGUCAUCAAAUCAUUUUUGUGUUGCACAUAUAUUUUUCUUAUUUAUUUGUACCAUUUCAUGUGGAAUCAAGCUAGGUAUUUGAAGUAAAAUACAUUACGAUCAACUAUAUUGUCUUAAAUUGACAAAUUAGUGAAAGCAAGAUUAAGGCAUUGGGUACCUUUUCUGUUGGCCCAGUGCAGGCAGCAAAAUCAGUAUUAAGGAGAUGCAUUUACUUUGGUUAGCUGGAUUUUGUAGAAAGUACAGCUUCAACAGUCUUUUGUUAGAUCUUAUAUAGUGUAGAACUUUAGAUGUUUAUAAGUAUAGAGUUUGAAUACUUCUUUUUAUUUUUUGGAUAAAAAGCUUUAAAUUAACAAACAUAAGAAUAUGGCAAAUUUCACAAAGUAAUUGAGUGAAAGAUCUUUAGAAUUUGGCAUCAUUGGGCCCUGCAACAAAACCUGCAGCCAGGGUCAGGGUCUUUUUGAGGUGAGUCACCUUGUAGUAGCUAGUAGUUACCUCACUGAACAACAUAUAUGAGGCUUGUUGUAUGCCAUCCAGAGCAACUAGGGUAAAGUGUCUUGCUCAAGAGUAUGACUACUUCAGCAAAGACCAUUUUGUUUUCCAGCUUCCUUAGAAACACCAACUGCCACAGGUAAGGAGCUUUUAACUACCUACAUCAGUUAUUCACUUGAGCUUAAAUAGACCAAGUCUGUAAUCUACUGAGUUAUAAUAUUUCCUUGGAACAAAUACAGAGGCAUAAAAUUACAAAUACUUUCACUGUGAGCACCAGUAAAAGAUCGUAAUGGUUAUGCUGCAUUAGGAACAAAUAUCAGGGACUUUGUGAUAACAUUCUGUAAAGAAACAGUAAGUCUCAAAGUUGUGAAGAAAAAUCUUAAAAACUCCAGACUUCUAGCAUACAUGCACUAGCGAAUAGGGGUUUGUGCGUAACCUUCUAGAUGGAUGCCAGGUUGACAAAGAUACAUGCAUACUAUCACAUGACAUUUGAACUAGUGGUUUAGGGAAAGAUACCAGCUAACCUUGUUAGGAAGUCUGGUUUUCGGGCAUAGCACCAAGUAUUAAAAGCUAACCUUGUUGAGAAAUCUGUGGUUUCAGGGAAGGUAACAGGCAUUAACAGCUAACCUUGUUAGGAAGUCUGUGGUUGUUGGGAAGGUACCAGGUUAUUACAACUAACCUUGUUAGAAAAGCUGUGGCUUUGGAAGAUACCAGGUUAUUACAGCUGACCUUGAUAGAAAAGCUGUGGCUUUGGAAGGUAACCAGGUUAUUACAGCUAACCUUGUUAGAAAAGCUGUGGCUUUGGAAGGUACCAGGUUAUUACAGCUAACCUUGUUAGGAAGUCUGUGGUUGUUGGGAAGGUACCAGGUUAUUACAACUAACCUUGUUAGAAAAGCUGUGGCUUUGGAAGAUACCAGGUUAUUAUAGCUAACCUUGUUAGAAAAGCUGUGGCUUUGGAAGGUACCAGGUUAUUACAGCUAACCUUAUUAGAAAAGCUGUGGCUUUGGAAGGUACCAGGUUAUUACAGCUAACCUUGUUAGAAAAGCUGUGGCUUUGGAAGAUACCAGGUUAUUACAGCUAACCUUGUUAGAAAAGCUGUGGCUUUGGAAGGUACCAGGUUAUUACAGCUAAGCAAAAGCGUUUUAACCAGCAUUGCUGUUUUUUCUGUUUUGGAAGAUUAUCUGAAAGCCUGCAUUCAAUUUUUAAAAAUAAAAAAAGAUGUCCAUAUAGUUUGCCAGCAAGUCAGUGAUUUAUAAUUUCAUCUAAUGUUGAUUCUAAAUCCUAUGAUGAAUAGAACUCAUUCCAUUACAUAAUGUUAACAUAUUCAAAAUAAAAAAAUCAUAAAUCAUUUAGAAAGGAAGCCUCCUUCCUAUAUCAUCAUUUAAUUCAAUGUACUGUUUAUAUCAGUACAGUGUACUGUUGACUAUGUACAGUGUACUGUUGACUAUGUAAUAUGUACUGUUGACUAUGUACAGUGUACUGUUGACUAUGUAAUAUGUACUGUUGACUGUACAGUGAACUGUUGACUAUGUACAGUGUACUGUUGACUAUGUACAGUGUACAUUUGACUAUACACAAUGUACUGUUGACUACGUACAGUGUACUGUUGACUGUACAGUGUACUGUUGACUAUGUACAGUACACUGUUGACUCUGUACAGACCAACCUGUGCAUGCAUGUAAUCAUAAAUGCUUUAUAUAGAAAUAUUUUUUGUUGAAAUUUUUAGAAUUUAUUUCUUCCCGUUUGUGUUAUUUUGUGCAAUAACUGCUGUUUUUUAGUUAAGUUUUAGCUACAUAUAUAUGUAGUGCCAUUUUGGUACUGCCCAGAGUGCUACACUUGCUGUGUUGUAUUCAGAGGGAAAUUCACUGCCUUUUAAUAAGUAACACAAGGGUACAACCAUUUACAUUUGAGCUGAAUAUGAUAUAAAAAUCGAUGUUAUUUUUAAAACCUUGUUUGAUAAUACUUUUUCCAGGGCCUGAACCAUAGUAGAGAGAUAUGAAAAUAAGUUUUGAAAUACAGAAAUUAAAGACAUUGAUAAUGCAUGGAAUUACUGCUGAUGUUGUUUCAUGGCAAUAUUAACAAGAUAUACUGGUAAUUAAGCUGAAGUGUUGAUAAGCAAGUUAUUUUAAACAUGCUGUUUUUAAUAUGUUAAGAUUUCUUCUGCUUGUUUCUUUGUCUUUAUUAGCGAUUUAUGUUUGAAUUUUUUUUUCUGUGAUAUAUAAUUUUAUAAUAAUAUUGUAAUUGUUGUUUAAUGCUGUAUGUUGAGAAAUUAUUAAGAUUUGUAUAUACUAUUUUUGGGAGAAAAAAACAUAUACCAUGUGUUUUUAUUUUGUUGAAUGGGUGGGUGUUUGGAGGGAAAUGUUUAUUUUUUUUGAUGUAUACAAGUAUUACUCUGCUUUCAUUGAUACACUGCUUAGUUUGUAUAUGUAAUUUGUAUGGUUAACUUGGUCGCUUUUUGUACAACUGCUACGAAAGUCUAAGUAUGUUUGGUGCAAACAGAAAAUCUAAAUGUUUUUAUUAUUCAAACAUUUCUUGUGCCUCAUUUAAAAGUAUUAUAUAGUUGCUGAUAGUGAAGGGGUCAGUUUUCCAAACAGAUAGAGAAAAGAGCGUUUUGAUCGUGUUUCGAGUUCAAUGAUAUAAAAGAUUUUGUGUUUUCAAUAUAAUCAAAGGAAAAUUGUUAUUGUGCCAUUUCAAUAUCAAUCGUUUCGUAAAAUUUAAGUAUAAAUUGUUACUGUAACAUUUCAGUUUCAAUUGUAACAGUAUUAUUUCAGUAAAAAGUGUUACAGUAACAUUUCCGUAUGAAUUGUUACAGUAAAAUUUCAGUAUAAAUUAUUACAGUAAGGUUUCAGAACAAAUUGUUACAAUAACGUUUCAGUAUAGAUUGUUACAGUAACGUUUCAGUAUAGAUUGUUACAGUAACGUUUCAGUAUAGAUUGUUACAGUAACAUUUCAGUAUGAAUUGUUACAGUAACAUUUCCGUAUGAAUUGUUACAGUAAAAUUUCAGUAUAAAUUAUUACAGUAAGGUUUCAGAAUAAAUUGUUACAGUAACGUUUCAGAAUAAAUUGUUACAGUAACGUUUCAGAAUAAAUUGUUACAGUAACAUUUCAGUAUAGAUUGUUACAGUAAGGUUUCAGUAAAUAUUGUUACUGCAGCAUUUCAAUAUAAAUUGUUAUUGUAACUUUAUCAUAUAAAUUGUUACAGUAACACUUCAGUAUUAAUUAUGGUACAGUUGCAUUUCUGUAUAAAUUGUUUCAGUAACAUUUCAGCAUGAAUUGUUAAAGUUACAUUUUAGUAUGAAUUGUUACUGUGACGUUUAAGUAUAAAUUAUUACUGUGACAUUUCAGUUACAUACUGGUUUCCUAAAUUAAUCCAUUUUUGGAAUAUUAUGAGUGCAGUCCUGUAGAUUUUUUGUAUCAAUCUUGAUAUUUCAGUUUCUUGGCUCGUUACUCAGAGUAUGAUUUAGUUUUUGCUGUAAUGAUUUGUUCAGUAGAAAAAAGAAGGAUCAAAAAUUCAUAUGAAGAUUAAAAUUCACCCAUCUUUAAUUCUCCAUUUAUAAACUUCCACUUGACUUUUUCAUUGUAAACCAUGAAUCUAAAUAAAUUUUCAAAACUA
Ylistrum balloti is the source of this 7768-nucleotide messenger RNA. Its product is annotated as C-Maf-inducing protein-like. The transcript has 19 exons. The coding region runs from base 144 to 2372 and encodes 742 amino acids. The record is from RefSeq and is a predicted model, not a curated record. Lineage: Eukaryota; Metazoa; Mollusca; Bivalvia; Pectinida; Pectinidae.